AUGAGCGCUACUUUAAGGAUCCUGGUGCUCCAAGUGAUCAUCUCUUGGGCUGGCGCUACUGAAUACCAGUUAAUAUUGGACGAAGACGGCCAUCUUGCCCCAUGCGAACAUCAUCCGGGAAAUCCUUCCAACUUCGAUGCAAUGGUGGAUAUGACCACCGUCAAUGUAACCAACUCCGGAAACAAAAUGGCAGUAGAAGGACAACAAUCUGUCAUAUGGAAAGAUGUCCAGCCUGGGGACAACAUAAAGAUUUCUGUCCAAAUCCUUCGCAUGGAGAAGGGCUCCUGGCAGAAGACUAUGUUCGGCACCAGCAGUAAUAACUUUUGUAAGAACAUGUUCGAUAAGAAUCAGAUGUGGUAUCAGUUCUGGACUAAGUAUAUUACGAAUUCCGAUGAGAUCAAAAGCAAGUGCUUAAACACACCGGGCGCCGUCAUAAAAUAUCAACCUUACGAAAUAGAACUGAGGGCCAAUCUGAAUGUUCCCAAUCUGGAUGGGCGCUACAAGGUGGUACUGCUGAUCGAGGCAUUUGAUAAGCGCAAUGUGAAGCGCCCAGUUUCCAUUUGCACUGAGUUCCGCGGCAACGCAUUGAAGGUCUAAUCGGGACAAUUAUAUAUGCAUGCUGAACAUACAGCGAAACACCAUUAAAGUUUUUAAUCGUGAA
This is a messenger RNA of Drosophila takahashii, 661 nucleotides long. RefSeq names its product Chemosensory protein B 42a (gene CheB42a). NCBI's taxonomy places the organism in Eukaryota, Metazoa, Arthropoda, Insecta, Diptera, Drosophilidae. The record is from RefSeq and is a predicted model, not a curated record.